This is a messenger RNA of Leptopilina heterotoma, 3179 nucleotides long. It is a transcript of the gene Vps35, whose product is annotated as vacuolar protein sorting-associated protein 35. The record is from RefSeq and is a predicted model, not a curated record. Bases 228 to 2627 code for a protein of 799 amino acids. Gene Ontology annotation, biological process: retrograde transport, endosome to Golgi; intracellular protein transport. Gene Ontology annotation, cellular component: late endosome; retromer complex; retromer, cargo-selective complex. The transcript has 12 exons. Lineage: Eukaryota; Metazoa; Arthropoda; Insecta; Hymenoptera; Figitidae.
CUAAUUAAAAACAAAACUACUUAAAAAUUUGUAUAUUGAAAUGCAAAUCAGUAAAACAUCUCUUCAAAACAAGUUCGACCACUUUACGGAUAUAUAUUAAAUAAUGGCUAUCUGUCAAUCAAAUUUAACUGUAUUGAAUUAAAUAACUGUCUUCUUAUCAUCUAAACGAUAAGAAUACAUUUGCUGGUUGCUGAUCAACGAAAAUUAAUACACCUUCGACACCUGCAAUGACAGGACUUGAGGAGCAGGAGAAAUUGUUGGAGGAUGCGAGCAGUGUCGUUAAGGUGCAAGCCUUUGAAAUGAAACACAAUUUGGAUAAAUCAAAACUCAUGGAUGCAUUGAAACAUGCAUCGACAAUGCUCGGUGAACUUCGCACCUCUUUAUUGAGUCCCAAGAGCUACUACGAACUCUAUAUGGCAAUUACCGAUGAACUGCGACAUUUGGAAUUAUUUUUACUAGACGAAUUUCAAAAGGGAAGAAAAGUUACUGAUUUGUAUGAAUUGGUACAAUAUGCCGGAAAUAUUGUUCCCAGACUCUAUCUGCUAAUCACAGUUGGAUUGGUGUACAUCAAAACGAAUCCAUGCCUUAAAAGAGAUCUUUUACGUGAUCUCGUUGAGAUGUGUCGAGGAGUUCAACAUCCCUUGCGAGGACUCUUUUUAAGAAACUAUUUACUUCAAUGCACGAGAAAUAUUUUGCCAGACUCUCCGGAGGGGGACGACGAGGAAGGAACCGUACGUGACAGUAUUGAUUUUGUUCUGAUGAAUUUUGCCGAAAUGAAUAAAUUGUGGGUGCGAAUGCAGCAUCAGGGACAUAGUCGCGAUAGAGAGAGACGAGAGCGUGAAAGAGAGGAAUUGAGGAUUUUAGUUGGAACAAAUUUGGUUCGAUUGAGUCAAUUGGAAUCGGUGACUCUGGAUAUUUACAAAAGGUUGGUUCUUCCUGGAAUUUUGGAGCAAGUGGUCAGUUGUCGUGAUGCAAUUGCCCAAGAAUAUCUCAUGGAAUGUAUAAUUCAGGUCUUCCCUGACGAGUUUCACUUGCAAACACUGAACGCUUUUCUGAAAUCUUGCGCUGAAUUGCAAAACGGUGUCAAUGUGAAAAACAUAAUAAUUUCACUAAUCGAUCGUCUUGCCGCAUUUAGUCAAAGAUCAGAAGGAGUUGGCGGUCCGGGGAGUCCAAGUCAACUCGCCGGGAUUCCACAAGAUGUUAAACUAUUCGAUGUAUUUAGCGAUCAGGUUGCUUCCAUUAUCCAGAAUAGACAAGAUAUGCCACCGGAGGAUAUUGUUUCACUGCAAGUGGCUUUAAUUAAUCUAGCACAUAAAUGUUAUCCAGAUCGGGUGGAUUAUGUCGAUAAGGUCCUUCAUACGACAGUGCAAAUCUUCCAAAAAUUAAACAUCGAAAAAUUGGAAUACAAUAGCGCUGUUUCGAGGGAAUUAGCGAGACUGAUGAAAAUUCCAGUGGAUAAUUAUAAGAAUAUUUUAGUUGUUUUGAAAUUGGAGAAUUUUGCUCCGCUAUUGGAAUAUUUUGAUUAUGAGGGGAGAAAAAUGUUGGCGAUUUAUGUUAUUAGCAAUAUUCUUGAUAAUGAGACGCUAAUUCCAACGCAGGAACAGGUGGACGCUAUUUUAUCAAUUGCAGCGCCAUUGGUGCAAGAUCAACCGGAUCAGCCAAAUAUUGAAGAGGAUCCAGAAGAUUUUGCCGAGGAGCAGGGCUUACUUGGUCGAUUAAUUCAUCAUUUCAAAUCGGAAACGGCCGAUCAACAAUAUAUGAUUUUGAGCGCGGCUCGAAAACAUUUCAGUGCCGGUGGCAAUAAACGGAUUAAAUUCACACUACCACCGAUUGUUUUCCAAGCUUAUCAACUUGCAUUCACCUAUAAAAACUUGAGUGACAGUGACGAAAUGUGGCAGAAGAAAUGUCAAAAGAUUUUCCAAUUUUGUCACACGACGAUUAUGGCAUUAAUGAAGGCCGAACUUGCCGAAUUACCGUUGAGAUUAUUUUUGCAAGGGGCACUUGCAAUCGGAGAGAUUCGUUUCGAUAAUUUCGAAAUGGUCGCCUAUGAAUAUAUGAGUCAAGCUUUUUCAAUUUACGAGGAUGAAAUUAGUGACUCAAAGGCGCAACUUGCAGCGAUUACAUUGAUAAUUGCAACUUUCGAGCAAAUGAGUUGUUUCGGCGAGGAGAACGCCGAACCGGUGAGAAAUCAAUGUGCACUCUAUGCCAGUAAACUUUUACGAAAACCUGAUCAGUGUCGUGGAGUUGCAACAUGUUCACACAUCUUUUGGUCGGGAAAAUCUUUAGCCACUGAAGGAAAAGAGAUGCAAGACGGAAACAAAGUAUUAGACUGUUUGAAGAAGGGAAUACGCAUUGCAAGUCAGUGUAUGGACACGUCCGUUCAAGUUCAACUCUACGUUGAACUAUUAAAUCACUAUAUUUAUUUUUAUGAAAAAGGAAAUGCAUCCGUAACAAUUCAAAUUUUGAAUCAAGUAAUAGCAAAAAUACGCGAGGAAUUACCAAAUUUAGAAGUGAGUGAAGAAACGGAACAAAUACAAAAGCAUUUGGCAAAUACUUUAGAACAUUUACGAAAUCGAAUAGAAUCCCCAGAAUCCGAAGGUUUGACAUACGAAGGCCUUGUUCUUUAAAUUAAUACUAUUUUUUUUUGUAAAAAUACCUGUAGUUUUGUACAUAUUUUCUAUAUUAUAUAAGAACAAGAAAAUGAAAAUAUUUUCUUUAUGUCGUUUUCUUAAGAAAAAGAUUCGACUACAAAAGAAAAUAUUGCGAUUAUUUUGACAAAAGAAGAUUGUAAAUAUCUUCGUGUUGAGACUAAAUUUCUUUUUUUUUAAAAAGAGUUGUUAAUGUUUUAUGGAUAAAAAGAAAUGUCGAUAAUGCGAAACAAAAAAUAUUUCGUCUAAUAGAAUUUUGCUAAUUAUUUUUUAUUUUUAUUUUCUCAAGGGAAUUUUAAUACCAGUCCAUUUAUUAAGUGUUGCAAUAUAUCUCAUAAUUUUUGUACCUCUAGUUAUUGUUCACUAUUUAUAUACAAUUGAAGAUUUAAAAGAGAGAAAGAGAAUUACAUUUUAUGAAAAUGUAAUUGAUGUAAAAAAAAUUAUUCAAGUGCGAUUGAUAUUUCACUAUUAUGCGUGAUAACAAAAAAGCACUUUAUAUAUUGGUUUUAAUAAAACUUUUGUUUUAAUUAA